UAGGGUGGGGGUGAGGGAGGGCGUCAUUCGUCAGGAGAACAAUAAACUCCACUGGAUAUUUCAGAACAGUGAAGAGGAAGCAGAACUCUUCCAGGGUCUGGCCUGUGUAGCCAUGCUGAUGUAUGACUACCCACUGACGACAGACAUGGAAACGGGUCUGUACCAGUCUUACCCCACGAUGACUCCACAAAGCUACAGUGUCAUCAUCUCCCCUCACCUCUACCACCAUGGACCCUACACUCACCCCUUCACCCAAGCACACACACACAUCCCGGCUGUUGUCUCGGGCAACCCCCCACACACACAGCUGGAGCCUGUAGACCUGUCGGUCAGCAAGCGUCCUUCUUCCUCCUCCCCCUCUUCUCCUCCCUCGUCCUCCCCCUCCUCUUCAGCCCGCAGCUCCCCGCCCUCGCCUUACAGCUUCCGCUCCUCCCCCCUGCCGUCCCCCUCCCUUGCCCCGCCACUUCAGUUCCCUACCAUGCUGGCCCCUCUGAUUGGCUCGGGCACCGGGGUCAUCCAGGGUUCAGGGGUCAUGCUGUCUCCUGUCAUGCUCCCGCACCUCUCGGUCCUCUACUCCUCCUCCCUGCACCAGCCAAUCAGGCUCAGCCCCUCUUCUGUUGCCACCAAUGACGACCACAGGCAGGGAUCAAGGACGCAUAAGACAGCAGCCUCUACGGAGCGCCCUGUGAAACUUACAGACGACACGCAUGAAAUCCACAAGCCAAUCAAAUCAGAGUCGGCCUCUUACAACCAGGAAGUGGCAUCAGUCAUCAGCCCUCAGCGAACCUAUGGCGAGGGCAACAAGCUAUCAGUAAUAGUCCACCCCAAUGGGAAGCACCCACUGCCCAUUGAGUCUCCUGAUAUGCUGAAGAAGCGGCGAAUCCACCGCUGUGACUUUGGAGGCUGCAACAAAGUCUACACAAAGAGCUCCCACCUUAAAGCUCACCGCAGGACACACACAGGUGAGAAGCCCUACAGGUGCAUGUGGGAGGGCUGUACGUGGAAGUUUGCCCGCUCCGAUGAGCUGACGCGCCACUUCCGCAAGCACACAGGAGUGAAGCCCUUCCAGUGCCCUGACUGUGACCGCAGCUUCUCCCGCUCCGACCACCUGGCCCUGCACAAAAAGCGCCACCUGCUGGUCUGAAGACACAACUGCAGCCCCUCGACAGUGCUCCCCUUGGUCGCGGCUCGGUACCUUCUUGGGACCGUAGCACUUGUUAGGGCGAACUGAAGCUCUGCUUCCUUGCAGCUGGAGUAAACCAUUAGACUAAGAGGGAGAAGGCCAUCCAAGCAGCACCUUGCAGCCCCCCAUCCAUCCCUCUAUCCAUCCAUCUGUCUAUCAGAAGAAUAGUUGUUCUUCUAUUCUUCUCUGUUCUUCAUGUUCUCCUCCUCCCUCCCUUAUCCUCAGAGCAGGUCUGUAUAGAUCUGCUCCUCCAGUCGAGUGAAGCUGAGGGGCUUGAAGCUCAGCUCCACCCAGAAGAGCACCCUCUGCUGGACGGAGGGACAAACGGCAACAAGUCGCUAUGUCAAUCAGCCUAUUAAAAAUCCCCCCCCCAACACACACACUCAUCCACAGAUAACUAGCAGGUCUAAAUCCACCAGGUUAUGGCAACAUAAUGUGAAACAUUGUGUUUGUUGUUGUUGUUUUUGUUUUAUGUAAGCAGUAAAAUGAUUAACAGAAUGUCUGCAUGCAACAUAUCAAACACACUCCCAGCUUUUGUUAAUGUAGCAAGUACAUGUGUUACCACACAUCACAAAGGCUCCUUAAAACUAGCAAACACCCACACAGAUACACACCUCAUCUUCCUUAAAGCACUUAAAGGUCUCAUGAGGAAGUCACAGAAGAACAUGCAGCUCUUAAUGCACCAGGUUAUGGCCUGUUUUUCACCACACACACGUAUUAAACACAAUACACCAUGAGAGCCAUUCAGUCAAAACUCGAUUGUGGUGAAAGGGCACUGUAGAGACAAUGUAAAUGUGAAAAGCAAGGGCAUUACUGUGGAGAGAAGAUGGACACUUUCAUGUGGUUUGGAAAGGGUGUAGAGGUAAUUACAUGUAUAGGGUUUGGACUAUUUGUCUUGCGUCAAAUGUGUCAAUUAUAUUAUUAUCGUUCUACCGUAUGUGGUAUAGGAUUAUGUUAAAAUGGCAUUGCAAUUUUAUUUUAUGGUAUAUACUGAUGAGGGGGAGAUUGAGUGAAACAGGGAAAAUACAUUUUAAGUUUCUGUAUUUUAUUUGUCUAAUCGACUUCUGGUGAACAAACAGUGUUUGUUUAUUCUGUAGGCCGACAUGUGACUCUGCACUUUAAAACCACAAGCAAAGCCAAAAGUGAUCCAUCAAAACUAUUGAUUUAAUGGCUCUGAUUUAAUCAGAAACUAGUGGAGUGAGUCAAAAACAUAGAGAUCCAACUGAACUAGCCAGUCUUGUUCCUAAAGAUGAUUAAGCAUGCACACACACCCAUAAACAUACAUACACACACAUGCAUGCACACACGCACACACAUACACAUACUGUAGCUGUGUUGCACAACAGUAUACAACUACAUCUACCCCGGAGUUUAGUAGUGUUUUGUUUUAUGGAACUAUGCAGAAGUUGUUUUAUAUUUUGUAAUGAUUGUGAGACAGAAUGGUUUUUCUGAAGCAUGAUUUAAAUAUAUUUUUUAUUACACUUAAUAUUGCAUUUGUGUAACAAUGUGACUUCAUAAAUAUGUAGGCUUUUUGUGCUGUCUUUCUUUAUUGGUAAUUGAAAGGGAACAUAUUGUAUUGUUUUAUAUAAAACUGUGAACAUAUUCUGUACAGUUAUCUUUGCCAUUAUGCAUAUCAUUUUAAUACAAAUAUCUAAUAAACUUAUAUUGAUACAAUUUGUUUUAA
Molecule: messenger RNA, 2867 nt
Organism: Hypomesus transpacificus
Lineage: Eukaryota; Metazoa; Chordata; Actinopteri; Osmeriformes; Osmeridae
Gene: klf3
Product: Kruppel-like factor 3 (basic)
Exons: 6
Coding region: 113-1144 (343 amino acids)
Biological process (GO): regulation of transcription by RNA polymerase II
Molecular function (GO): RNA polymerase II cis-regulatory region sequence-specific DNA binding; DNA-binding transcription factor activity, RNA polymerase II-specific
Source: RefSeq, a predicted model, not a curated record